AUGGCAACAUCAUCACCAGCAGCGCGGGGUUUCCCUUCCAUCAAAGCCAUCCGCACCUAUGUAGUUGACGGUGUUGGAUCAGGAGGAGACUACCACAAUGUCAAGGGAGGUCAUUGGUUGAUCGAUACGUCUAUCUCAACCCCAAUGUCGAGGUGGGAGAACUACCGAGCAUCGAGAACAAGUUGGGGCAUCAACGUAUUGGGUUCUUUCUGCGUGGAGAUUGAGGGUUCAGAUGGCACAGUCGGCUUUGCAACUGGCUUUGGAGGUACUGCUCACUCUCCAGAAGCUAGAUAUCUUGGUCCUCCAGCAUGCUGGCUCGUUCACCAACACUUCGAACGAUUCCUCAUUGGCGCCGACCCUCGUGAUACAAACCAUUUAUUUGAGCAGAUGUACAGAGGUUCCAUGUUCUAUGGUCGCAAGGGACUUCCAGUUGCUGUCAUCUCAGUGAUUGACCUUGCUCUUUGGGAUUUAUUGGGAAAGAUCAGGAACGAGCCUGUGUACAAGCUUAUCGGAGGUGCCACAAGAGACAAGCUGGACUUCUACUGCACUGGCCCAGAGCCAACGGCCGCAAAAGCUAUGGGCUUUUGGGGUGCCAAAGUUCCAUUGCCAUACUGCCCGGAAGAAGGACACAAAGGCCUCAGGAAGAAUGUCGAGUUCCUACGCAAGCAUAGAGAAAGUGUCGGUCCCGACUUUCCAAUUAUGGUCGACUGCUACAUGAGUCUCAACGUCUCAUAUACCAUCGAGCUUGCUACGGCUUGUCUGGAUCUCAACAUCAACUGGUGGGAGGAGUGCUUGUCUCCUGAUGACACAGAUGGAUUUGCGCAGAUCAAGCAAGCUCAUCCUCAACUGAAAUUCACUACUGGGGAGCACGAAUAUUCGAGAUACGGAUUCCGAAAGCUCAUCGAGGGACGGAACCUUGACAUCAUCCAACCCGAUGUUAUGUGGCUUGGUGGCAUGACUGAACUGUUGAAAGUAGCAGCCAUGGCAUCUGCUUACGACAUUCCAGUUGUUCCCCAUGCCAGCGGCCCGUACAGCUAUCAUUUUGUUGUAUCCCAAACCAACUGUCCUUUCCAAGAAUACCUUGCCAACUCACCUGAUGGAAAGAGUGUGUUGCCUGUCUUUGGAGAUUUGUUCUUAGACGAGCCCAUCCCACUAAAGGGUUAUUUGCAUGUCUCCCAACUUGACAAGCCGGGCUUUGGCUUGACGCUAAACCCAGCAGCUAAGUUGAUUCCAGCGCAAUAUCUUUUGACUCCGAAUCCUGAAAGACCACUGGGUCGACCGCGCGGCGCCGGUGGAACCAAAGAAGACAGAAGAAGAUAA
Lachnellula hyalina is the source of this 1320-nucleotide messenger RNA. RefSeq names its product L-rhamnonate dehydratase (gene rhmD). The record is from RefSeq and is a predicted model, not a curated record. NCBI's taxonomy places the organism in Eukaryota, Fungi, Ascomycota, Leotiomycetes, Helotiales, Lachnaceae. Gene Ontology annotation, biological process: carbohydrate catabolic process. Gene Ontology annotation, molecular function: magnesium ion binding; L-rhamnonate dehydratase activity. Bases 1 to 1320 code for a protein of 439 amino acids. The transcript is spliced from 3 exons.